AUGGCUGUGGGCAAUAUCAACGAGCUGCCCGAGAACAUUCUGCUGGAGCUGUUCACCCACGUCCCCGCCCGCCAGCUGCUGCUGCGCUGCAGACCUGUCUGCAGUCUCUGGCGAGACCUCAUUGACCUGGUGACUCUGUGGAAGCGCAAGUGUCUUCGGGAAGGCUUCAUCACCGAGGACUGGGACCAGCCUGUGGCUGACUGGAAGAUCUUCUACUUCCUGCGAAGCCUCCGAAGGAACCUCCUUCACAACCCAUGUGCGGAAGAGGGAUUUGAGUUCUGGAGCCUGGAUGUGAACGGAGGUGAUGAAUGGAAGGUGGAAGACCUCUCCAAAGACCAGCGGAAGGAAUUCCCCAAUGACCAGGUCAAGAAAUACUUCGUGACUUCCUAUUACACCUGCCUCAAGUCCCAGGUGGUGGACCUCAAGGCUGAAGGGUAUUGGGAGGAGCUGAUGGACGCCACCCGACCGGACAUCGAGGUCAAAGACUGGUUCGCAGCCAGACCAGACUGCGGGUCCAAGUACCAGCUAUGCGUUCAGCUCCUGUCAUCGGCACACGCACCGCUGGGAACCUUCCAGCCAGACCCCAUGACGAUCCAGCAGAAGAGCGAUGCCAAGUGGAGGGAGGUUUCGCACACGUUCUCCAACUAUCCUCCCGGCGUCCGCUACAUCUGGUUUCAGCACGGAGGCGUGGACACUCACUACUGGGCCGGCUGGUACGGCCCGAGAGUCACCAACAGCAGCAUCGUCAUCGGGCCUCCGCUGCCCUGA
This is a messenger RNA of Cricetulus griseus (Chinese hamster), 768 nucleotides long. NCBI's taxonomy places the organism in Eukaryota, Metazoa, Chordata, Mammalia, Rodentia, Cricetidae. The record is from RefSeq and is a predicted model, not a curated record.